This is a messenger RNA of Sebastes umbrosus (honeycomb rockfish), 2218 nucleotides long. It is a transcript of the gene znrf2b, whose product is annotated as zinc and ring finger 2b. The transcript has 5 exons. The record is from RefSeq and is a predicted model, not a curated record. Lineage: Eukaryota; Metazoa; Chordata; Actinopteri; Perciformes; Sebastidae. The coding region runs from base 443 to 1099 and encodes 218 amino acids.
GAAUGCUCCCUAUAAUAAAAAAAACACCGCACUGGUUUUAUUGUGAAACUCCUCAGCGGAAAUGCUCAUGCACACCAGCUGUAGCUUGACAGCUGUAGUCUGCUCCUCUCAGCUGAUUAAACGGUUCCAGUGCAGCAGCUCGUUCUCCUCCAUCUCUCUGAGCGAUGCGUUGUCCUGCAGGCAGCUGCAGCUGGAGGUGGAGGUGUGAGGAGCCCGGCUCUUCACUCCUUCAUGCGGCCGCUCUGGAGCCAUGGAGGAGCGGACUCUGAAGGCUCGGAGCUCCGGAUCCUGCAGCACACAACAACUACUACUCACUUCACUCUCGUCUUUAGCUUCAUUAUCCUGUCAGCAGCGGGUCGGAUCAACUUCUCCCUGACUGAUGUGUGCAUGAUGUGCACGCAGAGUUGAGUUAUAUCUCUGAUCCGAGUCUCUGGAGGUGAACAUGGGGUCAAAGCAGAGCAGCCCGGCCGCUGAUCCAGCCUCUACCGGGCGGACCAGAGCCUACUCCGGCUCCGACCUGCCCUCCAGCACGUCCAGCAGCAACGGCAGCAGCAGGACCACCGCCUCCGGGGGGCAGAGGUUUCAUGCGCCCGGAGCCUCCGGAGCCUCCACCAGCAGUAGAACCAGAACCAGAACCAGCAGCAGCAGCACCAGCCAGCAGCUCGGAGCCAGGGCCAGGUCCGGGACCAGACCUCAGUCCGGGAUCAACAUCCCGACCAGCAGCGGAGCCUACAGCUCGCAGGAGUCCGGCGGCAGCAGCCCGGAGGAGGCCGGAGGAGGAGGACCCAGGCUGCUGAUAGGAUCACUACCUGCUCACCUGUCGCCUCACCUGUUCGCAGGCUUCAAGUGCCCCGUGUGCUCCAAGUUUGUGUCCUCAGAUGAGAUGGAUCUUCACCUGGUCUUGUGCUUAACCAAACCCAGAGUGACAUAUAAUGAGGACGUCCUGACCAAGGAUGCAGGAGAAUGUGCAAUCUGCCUGGAGGAGCUGGUGCAGGGAGACACCAUCGCUCGCCUGCCCUGCCUCUGCAUCUACCACAAAGGCUGUAUAGAUGAGUGGUUUGAAGUGAACAGAUCAUGCCCAGAGCAUCCAUCAGAUUAAAGCGUUUUUGCACAGGUACUCCACAAUGUGAGUGAUUUACACAGUGAAGUGUGGAUCCAGGGAGACUGCUGGACACUGUGAUCAGUUUAACCCUCCACCCAAUAAUGUAGUACCACUGUGUGCCAAAUGUCAUUCAAGCAAUCUUCAGGGAUACAGACUCUUGUGUUUAUGUUUGAGUUGCACAUCGACGCUGGACUGAUCUGCGCCUCACAUCCUCUCCAGCCCUGACACUCAAAGCCACACAGGACAUUAUGGCAGGCAGGGCUCCUCUUCCUGAGUGGCCAUUGGACAGCAGAUGUCAGCUGAUUGUACACCAGGACACAUGAGGAGGUGGUGGACAUGGUCCUGGAGGCGGGGGCUGGUUGGAGGGGGGGGGUCGGGCCAUGUGUGGAUUAUCCCUUACUGUGUCCCUCCCCUCCUCCUUCAGCAUCAGUGUCUACCAGUGCCUUGUUGUUUUGAUGCCCAGCCACUGCGGGGCAGGACAGAGGAGGACCAGACCGUUGGCAGAGCCAGCUGGACCGGCUGGACCGGCUGGAUGGACUUGCAGGACCAUCUCACCACAACUGCCAUUCUACCAGUCCAGGAGAAACAAGCCAGUGAGCGGAGAGCAGCAGAAAUAUCUGUCUGCAUUAGCAGCUCGGACAUUUUCAGAACUGAGGCUGCUGCAAAAAUGGUGCCAAUCAACUGUGAAUAUUGUCAAACACACACAUACACACUCUCAAUCAUCAGUGCUUUUUAAUCACAUACCAUGGAGUAGAGGUCUUCAGGUACAGAAACCUGCCCCCAAUCCUGAAAAGGAUCCCUGAAUAACCAACCUGAGCCUACAGUAGAGUAACCGCUGCCAACAUGACAAAUAUUUGCUCAGUAUGUCGCUACAACAAGAACAUGUUCUUGUUUUAAUAAGGCCCUUUUCACGUUAUAACAAGAUAUUUUUCUUGUUAUAAUGAAAGAGAUGCGUUAAUUUCGUGUAAUAACGAGAAUUUUUAUAUAACAAGAUGGAUCGAAUUUGCAAAAAAAAAAAAAAAAUUAAUAAAUAAUAAAUGACUCGAUAAAUAAAUGUCAUUAAAUGUCGCAAAAAUAAUAUUAAAAAUAAAUGUUGCCAUUAAUUAAUUGGUAAAA